AUGAUAGCAACGGAUACCUCACCUGAUGCCGCUACACACGGACAGCCUGUGCCGCCAAAAGGUCUCACUGCCAGAGACCUUUUUGCACUCGACAGACGGACAAUUAUUGUAACCGGUGCAACAGGCGGCAUGGCUAUUCAGGUUGUCAGUGCCAUAUUGCAAUGUGGAGCGGACGUGAUUGCAGUCAAUCGCGAGAUGGUACCGAGCACUCUUCGCUGA
This is a messenger RNA of Exophiala xenobiotica, 219 nucleotides long. RefSeq lists its product as uncharacterized. The transcript has 2 exons. The record is from RefSeq and is a predicted model, not a curated record. NCBI's taxonomy places the organism in Eukaryota, Fungi, Ascomycota, Eurotiomycetes, Chaetothyriales, Herpotrichiellaceae. The coding region runs from base 1 to 219 and encodes 72 amino acids.